AUGGCCGCCAUUGAACACCGUGCACUAUUCGCUGCCCUGUCAGAGCAAGGGGUCCCUGUCGAGUACCGCACGCUGCUCCAAUGCUUGUACACAGCUCAACGCGGACUUGUGGACAGCUGCCAGUUCGACAUAGAACGCGGGGUCAGACAGUGUGACGUGAUUAGUCCAAUGCUCUUCAACGCUGCGCUGGAAGCGGUCAUGUGCCGGUGGCAGGCUCGGCUUGGCAAUUGCGGUCUCCUGCUCAGCCCGCAGAGCGAUCGUUUGACUAACAUCAGAUAUGCAGACGAUAUACUUCUAUUUGCUCGGUCGCAUGAGGAUGCAGUGUUCAUGUUCGAUUGCCUCGUGGAGGAACUGAGCAGAGCUGGUCUGUCCGUCAACGCGCGGAAGACGAAGAUUUUGACAACAGAUGCGAACGUUGCAGCAGACGAGGUCCCGCUCUUCCUCGACGCCGGCGGCGGGAUGGUUGAGGUUGUCAAGCACGCGGGCACGCACAAGUACCUUGGCCGGCUGCUGAGCGGCGAUUUGAGGAUGCGAGGUAAGUGCAACCUGGAGCACCGCAUGAAGUGCGUUUGGCUUAAGUACCACCAGUUUUCAGACACGCUGCAGAACCGCAACAUUCCGAUCAAAUUACGCCUGCGUCUGUUCGGCUCCGUGGUGACGCCGUCUGUCCUCUACAGUCUGACCUCUACGCCACUCACUCAAAAAGACCUCGACAAGCUGGACGCGCUCCAGGGGAAAAUGUUGAGGCGCAUUGUUGGGUGGGUACGUUUGGAGGAGGAACCAUGGCAGCUUACUGGCCAUCGCAUGAAGCGCCGGCUGGACGCGGCCUUAGCGCAAUAG
Prorocentrum cordatum is the source of this 840-nucleotide messenger RNA. The record is from the annotation of a GenBank genome assembly. Lineage: Eukaryota; Dinophyceae; Prorocentrales; Prorocentraceae.